AGGUAACAAACCACAAGCAGGGGUCGAGUCCCCCGGGAAAGAGGUCGUCCAGUAACAACCGACAGGUGAGCCCUCGAGCCCUAGAGGAGCUAGAGAGAGCCUCCCGCGUCCUCAGACACACCCCGCACGAGGCCAUGGUGGAGCAUCUCCUAGCCUCAGUCACCUCAGCACCCUCAAGUGCAAAGUCCUGACACACGAAGGCGACUUAGUCCAUCGUUUUUUUUGUCUGCCCAUCCCACCGUGUGUUUGUUUUUCAAAAUUCUAUUCUAUUUCAUUGUUUUAAAAAUAUCAUUCAUGCGAUGUUACUUACUUAAAACUCAUCAGUUACAAGUAUUAAAACCAUUUUCACAAUAUAUUUA
Messenger RNA from Aplysia californica (California sea hare), 359 nucleotides. RefSeq lists its product as uncharacterized. The record is from RefSeq and is a predicted model, not a curated record. Lineage: Eukaryota; Metazoa; Mollusca; Gastropoda; Aplysiida; Aplysiidae.